Molecule: messenger RNA, 993 nt
Organism: Botrytis byssoidea
Lineage: Eukaryota; Fungi; Ascomycota; Leotiomycetes; Helotiales; Sclerotiniaceae
Exons: 3
Coding region: 1-993 (330 amino acids)
Source: RefSeq, a predicted model, not a curated record
AUGUUGGGUAACUACAACAUCAGCACGGCCAAAGAAAACUUCCUCAAGGCCAAACCUCGAAAACUGCUCUUUCCAGUCAUCUAUCUCACGAUUUUCAUCUUGUUUGUACGAACUGCAAUCGAGCACUCGAGAAAUGAUGGAAAUUCAUGGAGUGUCAGCUUUGGGACCGAUAACUCAACUCAUGUAGCUCACCACGAUCUCACACCAACACUCUCAUCAGAAGAUCUCGAAGCAAAGCCCCAGCCCCCUACCGCAAAUCUAACAAGCAGCAACAAGGUAGCCGUGAUAAUCGAGACCCGACGCUCCGGCAACAUCAUUCCUCUCAUUCUCCAUUUCAGCGCCGUCCUCGGACCGACCUGGCCGCUCAUCAUCUACACGUCCGCGGAGAACUUCGGAUCCUUCUCCACCUCAGCCGCGCUGCUCCGUCACCAGCACGCGGGCCGCAUCAUCGUGCGCUCGCUUGCGGCCGGCACCUGGUUCUACAACUGGGAUUCCGUGUCUGCGUUUCUGACGACGCGCUGGCUGUGGGAGGAUCUGGCGCCCGCCGAACACAUUCUGCUGUUUCAGUCGGAUAGCAUGUUGUGUGCGAAUGCCGCGAGGAGUGUAGAUGAUUUUAUGGAGUAUGAUUUGAUUGGUGCGCCUAUCGAACCAAAGUUCGGGCAGGGAUAUAAUGGCGGCUUGAGUAUGAGGAGUAGGAAGACUAUCUUGAGGGUGUUGGAUGAGUGGAAGUAUAGUGAUGAUCCGCAUCCGGCGGAGGAUCAGUGGUUUUACGCUAGGUUCAAGGAUUUACAAGAUCGAGAGAUUGAGGAGGGUAUUGAGGAUGGAAUUAAUUUACCUAGUAUGGAGAUUGCAAGAACAUUCGCAGUGGAGACAAUUGAUCAUCCUCAUCCUCUAGGCCUCCAUCAACCUACAAGAUACAUUCAGCAACACAUGAUGAGCUUGGAUGAAUGGUGUCCGGAAUAUAAAUUGGCUACUACAGAUCGGAUAUCUUGA